ACUGCUUGUGCUGCACAUAGAAGGUUGUAAAAGCAGCAACCAACCACGCUUGAAGGCGUCCCUUUUCCUUAUGUUUCCUUACUGCACGGCGGAUUAAAACUUCCCGCUGUGUUCGUUUCUCUUCCUGCGAGUGAAGAUACAGGUGGUGCCUUGCGUUGUAUUCGACCCUCCUCCUGCACGAGCUGUGUUUUCUUCACAUCUGCGCGCAGAUUAAUAUGCUCCUCAUCCAUUUAUUUCACAGCAUUACUCCUUCCCUCAGAAACCAUGGGUUCUGUGAUGUUGGGCUGGAGGUUUUCAUGUGUUCUGGUGCAGGCGACUGUCUGGCUGUUGCUCAGCAAGGGGGAGAGGAUAUGCCCUGCAAGUUGUCGCUGCGAAGGCAAGCUCGUCUACUGCGAGUCAGGCAUUUUCCAAGACAUUCCCGAGAAUAUCACCGCAGGAUGCCAAGGUCUUUCUCUACGCUAUAACAAUCUGCUUGUGCUGAUACCCUACCAGUUUGCGCAUCUCAAUCAGCUUGUCUGGCUCUAUUUGGACCAUAAUUCAAUCAGUGCAGUGGAUGUUUUAGCCUUCCACGGUGUGAGGAGGCUAAAAGAACUCAUUAUUAGCUCCAAUAAGAUAAGCCACCUGCACAACAACACGUUUAGCGCCAUCCCAAACCUGCGGAAUUUGGAUCUAUCAUACAACAAGCUCCAGUCUUUGCAGCCGGGACAUUUGUUUGGCCUGCGCAAGCUCCAGAAUCUCCACCUUCGAUCCAACGGACUCAAACAGAUUAUCGUCCGUACAUUUCUGGAAUGCCGUAGCUUGGAGUUUCUGGAUUUGGGUUACAACCGGCUGCGGAGUCUCACCCGCACAACCUUUUUAGGACUGUUCCGGCUCAAAGAGCUUCAUUUAGAGCACAAUCAAUUCUCACGGAUUAAUUUCUACAUUUUCCCACGGCUCACAAACCUACAGACUCUUUACUUGCAGUGGAACCGCAUACGAGCCGUAAGUCAAGGCGUACCUUGGACCUGGCUGAAAAUGCAGAAACUGGACCUUUCGGGGAACGAAAUACAAACAUUGGACCCUUUGGUUUUCCAGUCGAUGCCAAAUUUACAAACACUCAAUUUGGAAUCCAACAAGCUCAGGAGCGUUCCCGUGGAAGCCGUGGCGGCGUGGACUUCGGUGACCUCCGUCGGCUUGGCCGGCAACGCCUGGGACUGUAGACCGAGUAUCUGCCCGCUCAUGGCGUGGCUCAGGACCUUGAGGGACGCCAAAGACAUUAGCAUGAUAUGCAGCAGUCCCAAGUCUGUGCAGGGAGAGAGGGUCAUGGAUGUCGUGGGGAAUUAUUCCACCUGUGCGGACAUAAUGGCUAAAGUGAAUACCACUGCUGCUGCAGCUGUAUUGACUUCAAGCCCUUUUAUGAACGCCACUUUGGACCAUCUCUUCAGUGAUGUCACGGAGCUGGAUAAUGACGAGUCUCCUGCGCUGACAUCGACAUCUUCAUCCAUCUGGCCUGAUAAAACGGAUAGACAGAAUCUGAGCACCUCACCGCCCACGCCCUCUAAAUCUCCUACUUCGUCCUUCCCAGAGAUGCCGUUUGAACAUAUGGCUUUUCAUAAAAUCAUCGCGGGCACUGUAGCCCUGUUUUUAUCAGUGUCAUUGAUCCUCCUGGUUAUUUAUGUCUCAUGGAGGCACUACCCCAACACCAUGAGGCAACUGCAGCAGCACUCAGUCAAACAUAAGCGUAGGAAAAAAGUGCGGAAGCAGGAGCAGGACCUUAACUCUCAGUUACAAGAAUACUACCUGAGCUACCAUUCAAACUCAGAAACCAUGGAUUCACUAACAAACGAGGCACGGCCGUGCACAUGCACCAUUUCGGGAUCAAUAGAAUGUGAAGUAUAGAGUUCCGCUCUUCUAAGUCUUCUAUUAGACUAUAAGGGACAUUUCCGGGCAAAUCUUUCACCUGAUAUGUGAUUUUAUAAUAAAUGGCAUCAUAAAAUGUUCCUCUCCUCUGCAAUGGAGGCAAAUGUUCAGCAACCGAGUCCAAUAUAUCUGUGUGGAAGGAGCAGAGGCGAGAUAUCCUGGAAGCUCUUUAAUACAGUGACUAACAUGCAACACCUACCAUCUUACCUGUGCAUGACACAAUCUACAAACUGCCCAUGAUUCAGCUCUGUUAAUUGGUUGAUCCUUUGGUUGGUCAAAAUGGAUGGUUAUACCAUGGGUAAAGCAACAGAGCCAUUUUUUACUUGCCUGUUUACAUCAUGUUAAUUGUAUACUAUGUAAAAUAUGAAAUUGUAGGGGAGAAUCUUGAUGUAAUUGAAUGUGUAAGUGUAUGUGUGAGUGUAUGUCCCAAGAGGAUGAGUUUAUUAUCCAGAUUAAAAAAUUCCAGAGGGAUUACUAUUGUCAGUUUUAAUAUUUAGCUAUGUUACUCUAUGUCCUACCAGUGCAUUAGUUACAAAUAUGUAAGCUAUUCCGCUGAGACCAGAUGCUGCUCACACAGCGUCUAAAAGAGGUAUAAUGGCCUGUGAGAUGCCAUGUGUGUGUUUUAUCAGAACAAAUGUUUGCGAUAGUUCCCAAAAUAUGAAUAAACUCCUACUUCAGAAACAUUCACUUAUACCGUGGUAUCUCAACAUACGAUCACUUCGACACACGAUCUAAUCGACAUCCAACGUAUAAAUUAACCCGCCAUUUGUUUCUACAUCCGACGAUAUGCUCGAAAUACCACGAUUUAAGACAGCGACGCAGUUUUCUUUGUUUUCCUGCAAGACGGACGCACAGCGGAUUUUCUUGUGAGCGAAUUCAACGUGUUCCAAGAAUGUUAGUGCAGGUGAUGAAAAAAGGAAAAACGUGAGGCUUACCAUUGAAAUCAAGAUGGAAAUGAUAGAAAAGUAUGAGCGUGGUAUGCCGUCCGUGAACUGGCUUAACAAUCUGGCCGUAGAAUGUCUAAAAAUCGCCAGCUUCAUCAGAUUUUUAAUUAUUUAUUUUAGAACUUGUGCAACACAACAUGCCUACUGUCUGCUGUAGCUGAACAAAGUGAAGGUAAAAUGUCCUCUCUCACUAUGCCAAGUCACCAACGCGGUGCGUUCAGGUACACCACGCAAAACACAUCCACCACAUUAGAAGCCGAUGCGUUACAUUUUUACAGGUAUUAUGAUCUAUAGAUACUAUCGAUUUUUAUUCAUUUAUUCAUUUGUUUUGCUCUGUGUAAUUGCUAUUUGCAAUAGUACCAGCAGCAUUUAUUAAGGAUUUAGUGUAGGUUUUUGGGCUGUGGAAUGAAUUAAUAGAACUAUAAUGUAUUCUUAUAGGAAAAUCCUGCUCGACAUACGACCAAUUGCAAACAAGGUCCUGGAACGAAUUAAUUUUGUAUGUAGAGGUACCACUGUAUUUCUAAAGUUGUGUUUGUGUUUUUUUAGAGGUUUGAGAAAACGGGUUAAAAAAAGAAAGACAGAAAGAAAGAAAGAAAGAAAGAAAGAAAGAAAGAAAGAAAGAAAGAAAGAAAGAAAGAAAGAAAGAAAGAAAGAAAGAAAGAAAGAAAGAAAGAAAGAAAGAGAAAGAAAACGGUCAUAAUAAUCCAAAGUUUCUUUUUUAUUUUUUAGCAGCUCCCACCAUGUUUAGGUACUGUUUAUCAGACUCUAAAUGCAAGAUCAUGCAUGGCAAUUUGGUGAAGGCAAUUUUCCCAGAACUGAUCAGAAUAAAGAAGUUGAAUAAAGCAUGUUUGCCAAGCACUUCAGAAAAAAAAACAUGUCUAAUCAUCUUUGGCUAUUCUCACACAUUGAGUUCCCUCAAGUUUAAACACAAAAAAAAAGAUUACUUCAUUAAUUCUAACUGAUUUUCUAAUAUGUUGCCAGUUUUGGAGAGCUCAUAAGAAGCACAGUAUGAUAAGCCCUUAAAAAAAAUGCAAUUGUUCUCCAUUUUUGACGCAAGUGUCUGGUUUUGGUGGAAGGCUCACAUAUUAUUGGCACAUCAAUUUGGCAAACUAACCCACACUCAUUUCAUUUUCAGUAUGGAUAACACUCCUUCAGACCAAAGUGGCUUUUAUGUUUCACAGAUGCAUCCCUUUAUGAUCAAAUCUGUUUAAAACAUGAAUAUAAACAAAUGUACUUUGAAGAUUUUUGAAUACACCGGCCAUCACAUUAUGACUACACUACUAUUGAAAUUUAAGUUUUGGAUUAGUGAUGGUAUUGAAGUGAGAAGUGUUUCAAUAUUUUGGUUACUGCAGUUAUAAAGGUACAAAAAGCAUUAGGAACAGCUUUCAAUCUGAUGCAAUACAGGGCAAUGCCAUUGUCAACUAAAAUACAAUAAUGGACAUUUUUAAAUGAGUACUUGUCUUGCAAUGUCUUUCAAAACUGAGACGGAACAAUAUCUUCAACUCCUGCAUUGGAGCUCAUUACAUUGUACAAUUGAUCAUGACAUUUUUGUAUUUUUAUGAGAAAUGGUGUAUUGAUUCAGCAUUGUUUGUGAAAAGCGCUAAGAAAUGUGGUUACAAUGCAUUGCUGGGGAAAUGACUGUAAUUAGCAGAAUACAGACGGUGAAAAAGAGAAGGGAAGGAAAAGAAUCCAUCUUUAUUUCUGCAUUUGCGGGAUCUACAUUUCACAGUACAUAAUGGCGCAUAUAAAAUUGAUGACAGAUUUUGUCGUUUUCCAUCCUCUUUUGUGACUCCCCUCUUGACUUUAAUAACACUGACAAUAGUAUUAACUAAAUGUGGGUCACUCGUGUUGGCUUUAUAUAGACAAGACUCCAUUAUUUUUUCUUUUAAGAAAACAAUGAUUCCAAAAUAGGAAAAGGAGAAUUGAAGCAGGCCCUAUGGGGAUUGUUAUAGGUCAAGUCAAGUCUGUUACGCUAAUAGGAAGACAUUACCCACCUUCAUCUGUCUCCUUCUGCUUUCCUUCCACCUACGUCUUUCUGGGAUAACCUGCGCAGGGGACACGUGGGCAUGUGUUGAGUCAGGCAGGAUUAACUGAUGCUCCAGCAUGUGAAUUCUAUAAAAAGGUGAUAUUUUCCCCCGGGCGAGACACGACUUGUACAGUUAAUCAGUUUACUACACGUGUGGUUUAUUAUCCCAGCUGUCAUGCAUGUCAUUCCUUGUUUUUCUUGUUGAGUUUGUGAAGAAGGUAAAUUUCCGUCUAGUCCAAAUGUUUGUUUUGACCGAUGGUGUUUGGUAAUUGAACGAUGCUUGCAUUUAAUCUGAUGAAUUUCUUUCAAGGACCAAUGGGAACAUUUCCAACUGCAAGAAGAAAAAGGAAAUUCCAUGAACAGUAUAAAUGAUUUGUUGAUCCCAGUUUGACACAUAUUGUAAUUACUGUUUGAUUUGUCAUAUAAUGACUGAUGAAAAGCAAUUUUCCCAUGUUUUUGUGCUGCGUGUAGCCAAAACAAGAAUGCUGAUUAGAGAGUCGUGGUCUGCAUCUUGCAGACCAUUAUCGAGGCUAUUGGUUUGGGUGAAAUAUUGCAGCAGUGCACAGUAUUGACUGAGCAACAACAAGGUACAAAUGCAACCACGCGCUACGUGCAAAAUAAGGAGGGUGGAGGGGUGCGGGGACUCUAUGCUGUCAGUUUCCUGAACUGGAGAAUGUCCUUGUGUUGAUGGAGGCAUCUUCGAGCAGACAGCAAAAACAAGCAGAUGACGGGAGAAAACAGAAUUGCAAAAAUCCUGCCGGCAAAAAUCCAGAAACAAGAUUGGUUUUCUCUGUGUUCCUGUUAAGUCAGGCCGUGAGGGGCCAGCGCUCACUUGGCAGGCGUAAAAUUUUGAUUUACAUCUGUCACUGUGCAUUCUUUUUCUAGCAAAACAUCCAUGCAACAUUAUACUUGUGUUUGCCAAAGGUUACAGCCUAAUUUAGAAGGUAAAAUGAAGCCAAUAUGGCAGUUAUGACAGCCCAUUAAAGAUGCAACAUAAGGUUUUAUUGUCAUUGCUUCAUUUUCCAUUACAUGAAGUUGGAAAAAAGAAUAAAUAGUCAUUCAUUACUUUUAACGGACUUCUUUGCAGUCUUAUUGCAGGUACAAUCAAAGUCUGUGUAUUUCAGCUGCCUCCCAAACGACACACAUUUGAAGGAAAUUCCAUUUUCAACUUUGUGAAAUCUAAUGUUGCAAACAGAAAAAUUCGAUAUGUCCCAGAAAAUAUUCAACCUAUGGAAGAAAAGCAUGUUGUAGCUCACUGUACAUCUGAAAUUGGUUUAUUAACACAUGAACAUAAAAGAUUUUUAUCCGGUUCCAGUAAUAAAGUUAUCAUAGUUACCAUGCCUAAUAGGGUUUUUAAUUUUCUUUUUAAAAUAUAGCUGUCUAAUUAUUAUUUGGAAACAAUUUUUACUCUAAGAAAUACUGGAAACUGAAAAAAAUAACCUUCAGGGUCAAACUAUUACAUGAAUAUUGUUCACAAGUGUAAAAAUGAGAUUGUUCUUUUUAAUUGUUAAUUUGUCUUAAAACAUAACCAUUCUGUUUCAAGUAGAAUGGUAGUUUUGCACCGAUACCAUUUUUUGGCCCCGGUACCGAUA
Messenger RNA from Corythoichthys intestinalis (scribbled pipefish), 6461 nucleotides. RefSeq names its product leucine rich repeat transmembrane neuronal 4 like 2 (gene lrrtm4l2). Gene Ontology annotation, molecular function: protein binding. The coding region runs from base 265 to 1878 and encodes 537 amino acids. Lineage: Eukaryota; Metazoa; Chordata; Actinopteri; Syngnathiformes; Syngnathidae. Gene Ontology annotation, cellular component: extracellular matrix. The transcript is spliced from 2 exons. The record is from RefSeq and is a predicted model, not a curated record.